Messenger RNA from Phytomonas sp. Hart1, 1896 nucleotides. Lineage: Eukaryota; Euglenozoa; Kinetoplastea; Trypanosomatida; Trypanosomatidae. The record is from the annotation of a GenBank genome assembly.
AUGCCGAAAAGAUGUCUUUCCAGGCCUUUACACGUUCCCCCGAGGCUGAGGGGUCCUGGUCGUGACGUCCGAUUCAUCUGGGGCACCCGCCGCCUCAUGCGACCAUUUAUCUAUGGGGGACUAGGGGUGGGGAGUCGUUUCCUCUCGCACGUGCCCUCCAGCGGCGGGGUGGAUCUUCACGGCGGCCCCGAUGAGCAGCCGACCUUUAGUGUGUUUAGUGGCCAACACAUCAAGGAAUUCCCCGUUCGCGCCGCGAUGGAUAUCGGCACCGGUGGGGUGAUUUCGCUCUGCGUUGCCCGCGUCGAUGCCGCUCGCGCGGCCGUCCAGAAGGUGAUGUACCAAACGCAGCUGCCGCUUUGUUUGGAGACCGCCUGCUCGACCGAGGAGGUUUUCGGGGAGGGCUCCUCUGGAAAGGAUUUCGCCGAUGCCCUGCCGACGAAGCCGUUCACACUGAGCAGCCGCACGUGUGUGGAUAUUCGGAAUAAAAUGACGACCCUCAGCGGUGUCCUGCGCCGUGAUGCGUAUGAGGGCCUUAGUGAACGCGCGGCGGUCCUGUCGUGGCCCAUUUGCCUCGCCGAGAAUGCGGAGCAGUUGGCGGCCGAGUUGACGCGAGAAUUUAAGAUUGAUGUUCGUGUGCUUGGGAAGACUUUCCAGGUCGAAUGGCCGUUUGGGGCCCUGCGAAAGGAGGCGACCAGGGGUUCAGGGGUUCGCCACCCAACCGCGUCCACGUUGUCUGCCCCAGGUCGGCGUCCCGGAUCGGUGGGGGGGCAGUGCGAUGAGGAUAAGGACGGGGACCACGACAGCCUUCGUCAGCUGCUCCGGCGAGCGUCGACCGCAAAGCUGCGGCGCCGCCAUUCCUCUCCCGCGGCGGAUGGGCAAGAAAGUGAAACCCACCAUCAGGGCUCCCCAACUAACGGUUUGGGUGGAUCCGUCGUGGUCUCCACGAGGGCGCAACUCGCGCAGCUUGCAUUUCUCGCGCACGCGGCUCUCAGCCAGUGCGUCGCGCCGCAACGUCUUCUGGUGAUUGACGAGGACCCCCAGAUGGGGCUGCACAUUGUUGGGACCGACAGCUCCGCCGCGGAGGACGUGCAGGAUAUCCUUUCCGCGGCCGAAGACGCCCCACCAGAGGAAAAGGCCUUAAUUUAUAAAAAAACUUACCCGUGGUGCGAUGGCGAGAUCGAUGACCAGGGGGUGGGGGAACGCCCGUCGGACGGUGCGGUUUUGGCGCCGACGACUCCUGGGGAUAUGCAGGGAUUGGUGAAGUUUAGCGUGCCCGUUGAUAUCGCCCAGGCGCAUCGCUACGGCGUGGUUGAGAUCCAGCGCCGCGAUGCCGCGAGCUACAGUCUGCACGGGAGCAGCCCAAACCCCAUGCUCGCGAGCGAGUGGGGCGCGUUGUGUACGAUGUUGGAGCGGCUCAUCACGCCGAUCCUCCCGACGUGGGUGCGGCGGAAGUCUCAAUUGGGUGGCGUCAUCGCGGGGACGAGUUUCAACGGCGGGAUGCUCAACCUCGCGGCUCGGGUAGCGCAGCGGAUGCCUAUCCCGCUGGACCAUCUGGAGGUUCACGCCCGACACCAUUUUUGUGGGCUGACGGAUGUUUUACUGGCGACAAACUUUCCAAAUCCUUUGCUGGUGAUGCCGAGCACGGCCCUCGCGGCGGCGUUGAUGCGAGCGCUCCAUACACCACGAAUAGCUUACAUUCCGGAGCUUUCCAUAGCAGCGGCGUUGUUGACGCAGCCGUCUCUUUGGAUAUAUGAACGCCGACGCGAUAUUCGUGAAGCCCUCGCACGCUAUGAGUAUCAUCAGUCACAAAAGUAUCGGUUCUUCCCUAGACCACAUCUUAAAAGUAAUCCAACUGCCGCACCCAAUGCGGUCUGUAAGACUCCAAAAAAAUUCUAG